Momordica charantia (bitter melon) is the source of this 262-nucleotide messenger RNA. The record is from RefSeq and is a predicted model, not a curated record. NCBI's taxonomy places the organism in Eukaryota, Viridiplantae, Streptophyta, Magnoliopsida, Cucurbitales, Cucurbitaceae.
CCCGGUAUGAUCGUCACCGGCAUGGAGGUCGCCGAGAUCGACGGAGCUCCAAGAAUGGGACCGACUUUCGGGGCGAUGAUGAUAUCAGGGCAGAAGGCGGCGCACUUGGCACUGAAGUCAUUGGGGCUGGGGAACGCCAUAGAUGGAGAAAGAAAGAAAGUGGAAAUGAAGGAUGAAGAAGCAGAGCUGCUAAUCGCGGCGGCGGAAUCGCCGGAGGUUGCAGAUGCUUGAGAGUUGAGUUUAGAGGGUGUUUGAUUUGGAA